AGGACCGAGGGGUCAAGACAUGGUUUGAACCCCUCAAGGUCAGGCUGGAGUACAGUUUGAGAAGGCAGGUGGUUCCAAAACACGACAGUAUUAGGGAAGAAGGAGUAUUCGAAGUAAUUUGCUUCAGUAUGGACUUGACGGAAGGAGAAUUCCAGCAGACUUAAAGAAUGAAACUUCUAAACUCUGUGCCAAAUGUGACAUGGAGCGUGCUGAAACAUACGCUGAUCAACGUGCAGCAACUUCGUAACCUGUGUGUUCCAGCUUCACUGUAUGAAAAGACUGGAAAAUGGGCUUUUAGGUUGAAUAAAGAACAAAUAUUGGAGAUAGAAGAAAUCUGGAAAGAGAGGCUUCACAAGUAUGACAUACAGAAAAAUUGUGAACAGACAGAGGGUGAAGGUGAGAAGUUUUACGUCCUUUCAAUGUUUCCGUACCCUAGUGGUAAGCUGCACAUGGGUCAUGUGCGUGUUUACACCAUCAGUGAUGUUGUGGCCAGGUACCAUAGGAUGCUUGGACAUAAGGUGAUUCACCCAAUGGGUUGGGAUGCCUUUGGUUUGCCAGCAGAAAAUGCUGCAAUAGAGAGAGACUUGCAUCCUCGAGACUGGACUUACAGCAAUAUCUCCACAAUGAAAGAACAGUUGAAGAACCUGUGUUGUGCUUUUGAUUGGGAACGGGAGGUGACGACUUGCGACCCGUCCUACUACAAGUGGACACAGUAUAUAUUUCUGAAGAUGUAUGAAGCAGGACUAGUUUAUCAGAAACAGGCCAUUGUGAACUGGGAUCCAAUAGACGAAACAGUAUUGGCUGAUGAACAGGUGGAUGAAGAGGGACACUCGUGGAGAUCGGGGGCCAAAGUGGAACAACGUUACCUCAAACAGUGGUAUAUUAAAACCACUGCGUAUGCACAGUCUCUGUUAGAUGGAUUACACACAGUGAGGUCUGACUUGUGGAAAAAUGUUAUAAACAUGCAGAAAACAUGGAUAGGGGAAUGCACAGGGUGCAGAUUAGAUUUUGCAUUGAAGUGGGACGGAGAAGAUUUUGAGGAACCUAUCUCUGUGUUUACAGAUAUACCAGAGGCUGUGUUUGGUAUCUCACACGUGGCUUUAUCUACCAGUCACAGAUAUAACCAAGAAAAAUACUACUGUAAGAAAGUAGAGUCAUCAGAUGCACAAGGAGAAAUAUUGUUGAACAUCCAAGCCAUACAUCCACUGACAGGCGAGACUGUACCAGUGGUUGUCUCGAAAAUGUCGGAAGAAUCCAUGGAGAGCAAUGACAGCUUGUUAGGUAUUCCAUGUGAAUCUGAAACUGACAGAAAAGUGGCAGACAUGCAUGGUUUCUCAUGGAGACAGGUUUUUUCAGGAGCCAGUGAUAACCAGGUGUUGGUUAAUUCUCAUCCAAUUGUGGAUGGAUUAAAGAGAAAAGAUGCUGCUGAGAAAAUUAUGUCAACAGCAAGGGAUAAAGGCAUAGGAGGUGAUCCUAUGAGUUCCCACCUCAAGGAUUGGUUAAUAUCACGACAGAGAUACUGGGGUACACCGAUACCUGUGAUACACUGCGAUAAAUGUAAGGCUGUACCAGUACCACUAGAGGAUUUACCUGUUGUUUUACCUGAUGCAACGAAGCCGAGUGUUGGUAAGGGUCGGUCAGUAUUAGAGCAAGAUGUACAAUGGCUCAAUGUAAAAUGCCCAAAAUGUGGCGGACCAGCAAAGCGGGAGACGGACACUAUGGACACAUUCGUUGACUCGUCAUGGUAUUUCCUGCGAUAUUUGGAUCACGCCAAUGAGGACGUUCCAGUGUCACGAGAAAUGGCAGAGAAAAACAUGCCAGUAGAUCUAUACAUCGGAGGCUUAGAACAUGCACUGCUCCAUCUCUAUUAUGCUCGGUUCUUCAGUCACUUCCUAUGUGAUCAGGGUAUGUCAUGUCAUAGAGAGCCGUUUGUGAACCUUCUUACACAGGGAAUGGUGAAAGGAGAAAGCUACAGAGUACAGAAAACUGGAAUGUACCUAAAACCCAGUGAAGUUGAAAAAGUUGAUGGCAAGUAUGUACAGAAGGGUACAGGGGAGAAACUGAUAGUAAAAUAUGAGAAAAUGUCCAAGUCAAAACACAAUGGCAUAGAUCCAGAGGAACUAUUUAAAGAAUUUGGCGCAGACAUGACUCGUUUGUGUAUCCUUUCAAAUGUGACCCCACAGUCGGAUCGAAACUGGAAUAAUGAUGUGUUUGCUGGUGUGCAGAAAUGGUUACACAGGGUCUGGACUCUGGUUGGAGUCCUUGUUGAAACUCCAAACAUAGAACAACCUGCCACACAGGAACAUAUCACUGAGUGGGAUAGGAGAAUAAAGGCAUUCAGAAAUAAGUAUCUAUUAGAGAUUAGGUACUCCUUGAACAAAACCUUCAUGUUCAACACUGCCAUCUCCAGAAUGCAUGAAAUUACCAGUCUUCUCAAGAAAGUUCCAGUUGAAGUAGCCUGUGAGAGUAAGGAAUAUGAGGGAACUGUGAAAGAUCUUGUCACUAUGAUUGCCCCCUUUGCUCCAAUGUUUAGUUCCGAAUGCUGGGCAGGACUUAAGCAGCCAGGUCAUGUGUUGGAUCAGAAGUGGCCAGAAGUCGAUGCAGAUACUCCAUUGAAAUUAAAUGUCUUUUGUAAUGACAACCAGAUUGGAAUUAUUGAAAUGGAACCUUCAGAAUUAAAGAAAUUGACAAAGAGUGUAGCACUAACACUGUCACAACAGCAGCCAUUUUACCGAGAUAAAAUCGGUGAACAUAAAUUGGAGGGGAUCUCUCUUGCUGUAAAUGAGGACUGGAAUGCUAUUUUCAUGUUGGAUGUUCCGAGUCUUCUCGAUGAGAAAGAACAGAAGAAAAACAAAAAAGGAAAGAAGAAUAAGAAAUUAGUGUGGUUUGCAGAUUUUUGAUGUAAGAUUAGGAUAGUUUAUUUAUUUAGGUUAGUGUGUAAGAGUUUCUGGUGUUCAGAGGAAAAUUACAGUAAGUCUUUCUUUUAAGCCAAGUACUGUUUUUAGUUAAGCUAUUGUUUUGUACAGUUUUUGCAUGUUUUUUUUUUUAAAGUAUACUGAGAAAUCAUUAUUACUAAAUUGGGACCAAUUUUUAAGGAUUUUAUGGUGGUGUCUAUCCAUGAAAUUAAAUCUCCACAAAUAAAAUUCCAAUAUUGUGGUUAGAAUCAAUUAAAAUAUUUCCUGUUGAAAUUUAGUGCAAUCAGAAGAAAAAGAUUUCAUAGGACACAUGUAUACUGUAUGAUUCUACUGUAAAAUCAGACUUCUCAGCAAGGGAUUUAUUUUUACUCGGCAUUAUUGAUUAUUUAUUUGCAUUUUGUCUAACAGAUAGGUACAGACUGCUUAAGUGAACAUAAAACUUAGAUUAUUAUAAUUGCUUCAUCAUUUUGUUAAAUUUUGGUGGCAGCAAAAUGUCUAUUAUUACAGUGUUUUGAAAUGAUUCCAUAUAUAAAUUACUAGUCGGUAGUUUGUGCUAGUGACUGGUCUGUAGUUGCAACACACGGGUUGGAGUCAAAACUCAUGAGAACUAGAUGUGUGUCCAUGGGACAUUAGUAUCCUCAUCCUCGAUUUUAUGUCACAAUAUGGUUGCAUGUUACUUGUUCGCAAUACAAGACAGUAAAUUUUUAUAUUGAUAAUGCAAAUGUGAUCAGGUUAGAAAUAACUGAAAAAUUAUUUAUAUAUUCAUUUUUGUUCUUGUUGGGGUAGAG
Molecule: messenger RNA, 3703 nt
Organism: Mercenaria mercenaria
Lineage: Eukaryota; Metazoa; Mollusca; Bivalvia; Venerida; Veneridae
Product: probable leucine--tRNA ligase, mitochondrial
Exons: 25
Coding region: 168-2900 (910 amino acids)
Biological process (GO): leucyl-tRNA aminoacylation; mitochondrial translation
Cellular component (GO): mitochondrion
Molecular function (GO): leucine-tRNA ligase activity; aminoacyl-tRNA deacylase activity; ATP binding
Source: RefSeq, a predicted model, not a curated record